Molecule: messenger RNA, 1736 nt
Organism: Acanthaster planci (crown-of-thorns starfish)
Lineage: Eukaryota; Metazoa; Echinodermata; Asteroidea; Valvatida; Acanthasteridae
Cellular component (GO): membrane
Source: RefSeq, a predicted model, not a curated record
UGCAUAUCACCAAAUGCGUCAGCGUCACGGGUCCUGUUCUAGCGAUCGACUAGUUUUCACGUGAGGUAGAGGCGAUGACAUACAGCGCUAUUUUGAUCGGCACAAUUGACUCCGAGAGAACUCUUCGUUUGCACUUUGAACACAAAUACGACGUGACAAGUUACUCAUUAACAGUUGCCCCGCACCCUUGUCCUCAACAUGCGAGAUAUCCAAUCAUUUUCCAAGCUACAGCCAGUGCCGUCACCGGUUCGAACCGUAAGAUACGUCGACAAAAACUAAUCUUUUCGCCAUUUUGAUUUCUCGUGAGAAUCAGGCGAAGCAGCGUUUUCGGAUUCAUCUGGAUCUGCAAGUUUCAAUUUGAACACAGGAACAAGACAACAGGACACGAUGAACCCGGUAACUCCGAUUCCGACCGUGCAGAUGCAGGUGGCCUCCCCGCAGCUUCCCCGGCGCAGCCGGUACACCUGCUCGGUCAAGUCGCUGGGGAUUUUACAGAUCGUCCUGGCUGGGGUGUCAGCCGCUUUGGGCGUUGCAGCCGCUGUUGUCUCGGGGUACUACACCUUGGCAUUUAUCGCGCCUGGUGCUUGGGGAGGACUCGCGUUUUACCUCCCCGCUGGAAUCCUGGGCAUAUUGUCCAUUACAGUCGGUGUUACUUCGCGAAGAUGUUUGGCGAUUGCAACCAUGGUCAUGUCCAUUCUUGCCGCAGUCAUGGCUGGUACCAACAUCAUCCUAUACGGCAUCUGCAUUUCUGAAAGUGCCUAUUACCGCUACUCCUACUACUUUGAUGUCUCUGCAGAACUCGGGUUGAGUUCAGUCCUGGUGGUCGCUUCCCUGACGGAGCUGGUUGUGUCGAUCGUUGCUUCCGCCUAUUGUUGCUACGUCAUGAAGGAAUACCAGCCGGCAACCACCACGAUCCAGUACGGACACCCAGCCAUGUAUAAUAUGUACAACCAACAACCGGCUGCUUACCCAGGGCCAACCGCCGCCCAGGCUCCUGCGAUGUUUGUAACCAACCAGGCCGCUGCUGCUGCCCCGCCCCCCAGCUACGGGAACGCCGCUGAAGCCGGCAUAGAUGAUCCCAGAAAGGGCAAUAUCAACUUGGCUUGAGUGUUCUUCACAAAACGGCCGUCGUUUUUUUUUAAGAAUCAACCGGCAAAAACAAUAGACAAAGACAUCACCUGUACAAAUACUAAAUAAAACUUUUGCGUUAACUGGAAAAACAAUCGUUAAAAACAAUUUGUCAAUUUCAAAUUGACCAAAUUUCUUGUGCUGUUUGAUUUCUCUUCUGUGUACCCAGUUUCUCUGUAAAUAGUGUUAGAAACCACAACAUGAAAGCGUGCAGAAGGUUCGCAACUUGGCCCAAUUUCACGGCGCGCUGCUAAGCAAACGAUUUCUAGUCAUAGUAGUGUAUGCUUAGUUCAUGGAUACUGUGACCAUUAAGCAUAGCAAAAGGCACGCUCACCCCGGAUGAAAAAUUUACCUAUUAACUUAGUGACGUGACAAUGGAAAUCUCCAAGCGCCUCGAUGCAAUUUUUGUGUUAAGCACAGCAACCGUGUUUAUAAUGUUCACCGUGAAAUACUCUUACCGUCUGGCACAUUUUGUGCCAUGGUUAGAAAAAUAAACGUGGUAAGCAGCUCGGCAAAAUAAGCACAUUGCGAGCUAAAUUUGAAUAAAGUCUGGUACGAUGAGUUAUCUGACUGCACAUUAACGUAACGAUUUGAAUUCCCCUGACUGA